Molecule: messenger RNA, 1598 nt
Organism: Thalassophryne amazonica
Lineage: Eukaryota; Metazoa; Chordata; Actinopteri; Batrachoidiformes; Batrachoididae
Product: oxysterol-binding protein-related protein 3-like
Exons: 7
Coding region: 6-791 (261 amino acids)
Source: RefSeq, a predicted model, not a curated record
CCCUAAUGGACCCUCAGAUGAGCCCACCUCUCCUGAGCAGCAGCCAGUUGUUGGUCAGCAGAUGUGUCAAAUCUCCUGUCAACGGACUCAGACCCGGUCAUGCACGGAACAGCAUCACUGGCCUGACCAAACAAUCAACACAGGUGACGACAACUAAACGCCUUUUACCCUAUUUUCGAAAUUCUUGUCACUGGGAGGUGAUGGAUGAUUUGCCACACAUGGACUUGGGUCCAGCUGUUGGAUUACCUCUGGACCUCAGCAUCCCUGAAAUCUUUGGAGGCUACUUGUUGACGAAAAGAUGGAAAUAUCCUUACAAAGACUGGCACAAGAAAUACUUUCUGUUGGAGAUGGGAAUACUCAAGUACUCAAAGUCACGGCAAGAUUUUAAGAGGAAGAAGGCCCAAGAUUUUCUGGAUGUAAGCCUGGCUGUUCUGUCCAUCAAAGCGAAGUCCAAACGGAUCACUCUGGAUGAUGGCAACAACAUCUACCACCUCAAGGCAGAGACCUACGAUAUUUUUAACAUUUGGUUGACAAAGCUUUGUGCACAUCGUUCGUUCAGGAAGAACGAGGCGAGGAGAGUUCAUUGUGAAAUUCUCCACGUGCCGUCUUUGGGCCAAAAUACACCCUCCACAGCCACAAUUAGCCAGAUGAAGAUGCCAUCGCCAAGACGUCAUCAUCGUGCACCUUCAGUGCUGGGUUCCUUUUCUGAAUAUUUUGACGCAAGAGAAGAGAUUGAGUCCCAGAGCUCAUUUGAUGUUGAGGCAUUAGGUGACAUCACUGCACCAGAAUGAUGAACUGCCAGAUUGCUCUGGACACGCCCACCGGAGCAGACGACACAAACUCUGCUGCUGUAUUGACUUUUUUUUUUCCCCCCCCACAAUUUUGUCUCAUUAAGCUAAUUUUUACAGUGCUGUUUACACCGUGUACCAAUGCAGGAUCAUCUUUAUCAAGGUGAAAACAUUUGUCAGGGAAAAAACUUCUCUGUCCAGCAGAAUUCAUGGGUGAUCCUUAGACUACGGGCACUUACUAUGUCCUUUGAUCAUAUUGUAUGAAAAACAGAAAAAAGGGGAAAUUUCACACUUUUAUAGUUAUCUUUACAAUGAAAGUGUGUUAAGAAAUUUUUUUCUAGUAGUCUAUGAUGACUUUUUCACCUUUUUUCAGCAUCAUUAUGUCUGUACCGAGACUCCACAUUCGGUGUGAACAUGCACCUGCUGUCCAAAACCGCAAUCUGAUCCCGACCAGGUUUCAUUUGUUGUGGCUCCUUUGCAGAGUCAGCUUGCCGAGUCCUAUUCAGCAAGCUGAUUUUGGGGAAUUGAACUAGGACUCGCAGUUUCCAAAUCUGAGUUUUACAGCGCUCUCUUUGUCCUAGCUUUGGUUGAUGGUGACAUCCAGUUUUAUUUUCAUCAAGAUGUCUUCUGUAGUUUUUGAGUUCUUUUCAGUGAUCUCACAGUUAAGAGAUGAUUAUAGGGGAAAGUGUUUAAAAAAAAACAUUCAAACUUUGAGUAGGCAAGUGUCCAAAUGUUCUACUUUUGGUAUUUACAGGAGAGUAUUUAUUUGCAAAAAAGAAAAAAAAAAGGUUUAGAAAGUACAUUCAUAAG